Messenger RNA from Diutina rugosa, 1326 nucleotides. RefSeq names its product SUMO protease (gene ULP2). Gene Ontology annotation, cellular component: nucleus. Bases 1 to 1326 code for a protein of 441 amino acids. NCBI's taxonomy places the organism in Eukaryota, Fungi, Ascomycota, Pichiomycetes, Serinales, Debaryomycetaceae. Gene Ontology annotation, molecular function: deSUMOylase activity. The transcript has a single exon. Gene Ontology annotation, biological process: protein desumoylation. The record is from RefSeq and is a predicted model, not a curated record.
AUGCCGUCACUGGCCGUCCUCGUCAGCGGGCCGCCGUUGAACGAGAUCGAUUGGGAACAUGAGGAGGGUGGCAAUGCUCUGUCUUUAGCACAACACCAGCCUCCCCAGCGGCAAUCAUUGUGGGAUCGCGUGGUGAGUGUGGUAGCUGGCUACCUCCACCCCGCGCAACAGCCGUCCCCGCUGCCGCUGCCGACGCCACCGCUGCCUCUGCCAUUAUCACAAGGAUUGGUCCAUGUUCCGUCUCAGUUUAUACGCAGUCUGACACCAUUAGAUGCUGAUGAGAUCUCUCAGCCGGCCUCAAUUUCGCCGCCACAGGUCCUGACCCCCGAACCUCAACAACCGCCUAACCAGCUCAUCCCCCGCAAUCAAGCACCAGUAUAUGGGACUAGCCUUUUCUUUGGUGGCGUCCCUAAAGAUUAUGAUGACGACGAUGAUGAUUUGAUGGAGAUCGAUGCCUACGAAGACAUUGAAGUCAAUGACUCCGUUGCCAAUGACACCUACAUCAAAUCUGUGGAGCAGUACUACAAGAACUUUGCCCCUCCCGUCAAUAUCCUUGAUUACUCGCUAGAAGAUGUUCCUGCCUACUCGUUUAACGACCACUUCGCUGACGACGACUUCCUUCGCGAGGUUGAUCGGCGCCGAGUGGCCGCCUCGAAACCCACCGGAGUUAAGCCGUUGACGGACUCACAGUUACAACAGGUGACGCAGGCGUGGCAACUGAGGCUGGCGGAGCCGGUGGCGUCUGCAUUCAACAUCGACAUCACCCCUAAUGACCUUCGCACGCUAGCCGAUAGGCAAUGGCUCAACGAUAACGUCAUCGACUACUAUAAUAACUUGGUGAUGGAGGCUAACCCUAAGGUGUGGGUGUGGACGACUCAUUUCUACACCACCUUAGCCGCUAAGGGCUAUCUGGGGGUGGCGCGCUGGGCCCGCCGGAAAAAGCUUGAUUUGUUCACUAAGGAUCGAGUGAUCGUGCCCAUCAACAUCAACAACACGCACUGGGCGGUGACAGUGAUUGAUAACGACAAGCGGACCAUCACCUACUACGAUUCCCUUGACAAGUCUGGUAGUCGCCUGAUUUGCGUACAGCUUCAAGAGUAUAUGAACGGUGAAGCUAAUCGUCUAGGGAAGCCAGCAGUCACUUACGAUAUCAUUCCUCACGGAGGGUCGCCUCAGCAGCUAAACGGCUAUGACUGCGGUGUCUUCACCUGCACCAACUCCCGCAUGCUCGCCCUGGGUUCAAAGUUGACCUACAGCCAAAAGGACAUGAAGACGAUCCGUCGUCGCAUGGCCUUUGAAAUCCUCAACACCAAAUUGCUUCCAUAG